Molecule: messenger RNA, 3556 nt
Organism: Lepus europaeus (European hare)
Lineage: Eukaryota; Metazoa; Chordata; Mammalia; Lagomorpha; Leporidae
Gene: HIBCH
Product: 3-hydroxyisobutyryl-CoA hydrolase
Exons: 15
Coding region: 210-1364 (384 amino acids)
Biological process (GO): L-valine catabolic process
Cellular component (GO): mitochondrion
Molecular function (GO): 3-hydroxyisobutyryl-CoA hydrolase activity
Source: RefSeq, a predicted model, not a curated record
CUCUGGCCUCCUGGAGGACUGAUCAUCGGUGUCCGGGGCGGUGCAGGAGCGGUGGGCGGGUCUGACGUGAGCAGAUUUUCGGGUUCCCCGUGUUCUGGCCUCGGAGUGCUUUGGCCAUGGGGCAGCAGGAUGUGUGUAGGCUCCUGUGGAGGUGAGUUUCCUUCAUCCAGAAUGCUUGGGCUCAGAGUGUGCGACGAGAUAUUCUGGAGAUGGAUCUCACGUCUAAACACCAACUGCUGUUCAAUUCAUUCAAAAGAACUAAUAUUAUAUUGCAACAUUUGAGAAUGUCAAAGCACACCGAUGCAGCAGGAGAUGUACUGUUGGAAAGGAAAGGUUGUGCAGGAGUGAUAACCUUAAACAGACCGAAGUUUCUAAACGCACUGUCUUUAAGUAUGGUUCGGCAGAUUUAUCCACAGCUAAAGAAGUGGGAACAAGAUCCUGAAACCUUCCUGAUCCUAAUAAAGGGAGCUGGAGAAAAGGCUUUCUGUGCUGGGGGUGAUAUCAAAGUGAUCUCAGAAGCUGCAAAGGCAAAACAGAAGAUGAGUCAAGAUUUCUUCAGAGAGGAAUAUUUGCUGAAUAAUGCUGUUGCUCGUUGCCAGAAACCAUAUGUUGCACUUAUUGAUGGAAUUACAAUGGGUGGGGGAGUUGGUGUCUCGGUUCAUGGGCUUUUCCGAGUGGCUACUGAGAAGACUGUUUUUGCAAUGCCAGAAACAGCAAUAGGACUAUUCCCUGAUGUGGGUGGAGGUUAUUUCUUGCCAAGACUUCAAGGAAAACUUGGAUACUUCCUUGCUUUAACAGGAUUCAGACUAAAAGGAAGAGACGUUUACAGAGCAGGAAUUGCUACACAUUUUGUAGAUUCUGCAAAGUUGAGAACAUUAGAGGAAGAUUUGUUAGCCUUGAAAUCUCCUUCAAAAGAAAAUAUUGCAAAUGUCUUAGAAACCUACCAUACAGAGUCAAAGACUGAUCAAGACAAGCCUUUUAUACUUGAGGAACACAUGGACAAAAUAAACAGGUGGUUUUCAGCCAGUACUGUGGAACAGAUUACUGAGAAUCUGCGGCAAGAUGGCUCACCUUUUGCCUUAGAGCAGUUGAAGGUACUUAAUAAAAUGUCUCCAACAUCCCUAAAGAUUGCACUAAGACAACUCAUGGAGGGGUCUUCAAAGACCUUGGAAGAAGUAUUAACUAUGGAAUAUCGGCUAAGUCAAGCUUGUAUGGGAAGUCACGAUUUUCAUGAAGGUGUUAGAGCUGUUUUAAUUGAUAAAGACCAGAAUCCAAAGUGGAAACCAGCUACUCUAAAAGAAGUUACCGAUGAAGAUUUGAAUAAUCAUUUUAAGUCUCUGGGAAGCAAUGAUUUAAAAUUUUGAGGUGACUGGCUUCUUAAGGUACAUUUUGGAGCAAGGGUUGUCAAACUAUAGCAGGUAGGCCUGCUGUCUAGUUUUUUACAGCCUGCAAGCUAAAAAGUGCUUUCUGCAUUUUUUUAAGUGGUUGGGAAGAGAAAUCAAAGACCGGUAUGUCAUGGUGUGAAAAUUACAUGAAAUUAAAAUACCAGUGUCCACAAGCAAAGCUUUAUUGGACACAGUUGUAUUUAUCUGUUUGCUCUCUAUGGCUAUUUUGCAUAUCCAGCAAAGUCUAAAAUGUUUAUUAUCUGGUCUUUGUCAGAAAAAGUUUGCCAACAUCUGUUGUAGAAGAUGAAAAAAUUCAAAGAUCUUUCAUCAAACCUUAUUGACAUGAGAACUUAGUUUGGCUUUUGGUAGUGUUUUGUAUGUUCAGUAAAUAAACUCAUCAGGUAUAGAUUAUAAAAAAAAUAAACCCCAAAUUUCGUUUUUUGUAUUCAAAUAUUUCAGAUUCCUUCAUAUGUGUGCAUUUUAAAGGAACUCUUCUGCCAGUUAUUUUUAUAAACAUUAGAUAUCAAACCAAAUAAAAUUUUACUAAGGUAUUUCGCUAGUAUAAUUAACUCAGCCUUGGCCUUCCCUGAAGUAACUGAAUACCUUCUGAUGGUAAAAUUUCUUGUUACUUAACUGUUUGCUGAUCUGACAAUGAGAAAUUAGAAAACUCUAAUCUCUGAGAGACACUCUGCUGUUUGCAGCAAGUUUGUGUGAUAGUUAAUUUUUUCCUUCUUGAUUUGAACCUUGUUUAAAGAUAAUUAACUGUAAAUAAGAAUUUUUCAAAAUAAAAAAUCUUCCAAUAAUUUGACAAAAUAAGUGUUUAAGGUAUGCAAGAAAUUUCAAGGUGUUCCAGACUCAGUACCUUAAAUUUCUAGGUGAGAAUACUUUAUUAAAAGGUUAGUUUAUCUUUCAUCCCCUACCCCUCAGAAACCGAGAAUUUCAUGUUUGUAAGAACAAAAGAGAUAUAAAAGAUAUGUGCUCUACCCUUCUCUUAAAUAAGGAAAUUGCAACCCAGAAGUUCCUGCUUUAAGAUUUGACCUGAAACAUUUUUCUGCCAAAAAUCCAAGAACAUACCUGUAAUAAUGCCAUGAUGGACACCUUUACAUUUAUAUUCUGAAAGUUCCUAAAAAUGGACCUGAAUGUUUGAAGAAAUUAGUUGUAUAAAUGGAUUUUUACUCACUUUACUAAUGCAGAAAAAAAUCCUUUAUAUUGUCUACCAGUUGGCAGGUACACAGUAUUGGAAAGCAUUUGCUUAUUCAAGUUAAAUAAGGAUUCAUAGCUAGUUAAUUGCAACUGGAUUUUUAUUGCACAGUUACAAAAAAAACGCUUUCACAGAAAUGUUUGGAAAAAAUAUACCACUUCAUAGCUAAGUCCUACAGGGAAGAGAUUCGAUGCCAGUGCCUGUGGCAUAGCAUGAUUAAGCAAGUACAAAGUUAUAAUGUCUCUAAAUUUUUAUUUCUAAAAUUAUGAAAUACAAAAGUAUAGUUCCUACUACCUCAAAAUGUCAACAAUAUCAAGGAUAUGAGGGUCAUGCUACUUCAUUGUGUAUACUUUUACUAAUAAGGCAGUUUGACACAAAUUAUUCCUUUGGAACUAAGAUAAUUAUUUGUUUUCCCUUUCAAAAUUGUGCUGUUAGUGCUAAUAACCAAAGAGUUUGUGAAGAACUGAUAAGGCAACUAAAAGUGAAGAGUUCCAAGAGCAAAGGCAAGUAACAAAGGUAGCAAGCAGUGCAUAAGAGACAGCUGGGGAAGGCAGCAGUGAAGCGUGUUCACGGGGUUCUGUGACUUUGUAAAUAAGGAAUUGGCACACUUAUUCCUCUUAAUCUGCUUCCACAGUUGCCAUCUGGAAGGAGAGGUUCAGCUACCCCUACACUGGAUGUUCCAAAUGGUUCCCUUUUCAAUAGCUAAACUUUUUUUCAGUCUUCUGUUUUCCAUGUCUCCUUCCCAAACAGUCCUUCUACUCUUUACUUUUCAUGAAAGAAGUCAAAAUGAAGCAAAGCCAAUAUUUCAGUAUAAAGGUACAGAAGACAUAUGCUAUCAAAGCUAUUCUCAUCCAUCUUGUCAUCAAGGUUUUGAUGAGGUAACUAUCACAUGUAAUGUAAAUUUGUUGACUUAGCUCUCUCCUCCUCCCGCCCACCUCCCAUCUACUAACUCACCGAUUAUACAAGCCUU